AUGGGGCUGCAGGUCUGGGCCCUGCUCCUGCUCCUCAGCCCAGGCUUUUCUGAGACUUUAAAAUUAUCUUAUUCUGAAGUAAUAGUUCCAAGAAAGCUGGAACCAAGAGAUGGAAUAGACACCAAGGAGAAGGUGUCUUAUCUAAUUAAAGUAGAAGGAAAUCUCCAUAUUGUUCACCUACUACAGAAGAAAAUGUUCAUAGCCCCAAAUUUCCCAGUUUUUACUUACAAUGAGAAGGGAGACUUGAUAACAGAUUAUCCAUAUAUACAGGAUGAUUGCUACUACUCUGGAUAUGUAGAGGAUGUCCCAGAAUCUGUUGCAGUUCUCAGCACCUGCUCUGGACUCUGGGGCCAUUUGAUGAUUUACGAUUUAAACUAUGAAAUUGAACCUGUUAAAUCUUCCUCUACAUUUCAACAUGUUAUUUAUCAAAUGGCAGCUGAUGAAGAUUCACCUGAUCGAUGUGGAGUAACUGAUGAAGAUAUCAAAGAUCAAGCCGCUAAAGGCAGAGAACAUCAAAUAUCUAUGGUUCAGAUGGAGAGACAACUUGAAGUAAAUAAAGAUGAACUAGACACUUUGUACACGUCUACCAGAUAUUUAGAGUGUUAUUUUGCUGCAGACAAAGCAAAGUUUCUCUCUGAAGAGUCCAAUGAAACUUUGUUGACAUUGAAGAUGGUUCAAUAUAUCCAUUUGACAAGUGAGAUGUACCGUCCAUUUGGUCUUCAUGUUGUUCUUAUUGGAUUAGAGCUUUGGACAGAAAGGGAUCUCAUUACAAUUACACACCGUUUGGGUGACAGUCUUGAAUUUUAUUCAGCCUAUGCUGAAAAGUUCCUUAUGGGCCGUGUACGUUUCGACCACACAGAAUUAAUUUUGGGUGGAAUAUAUCGAUCGGCUCUUGGAUUUUCAUAUGGAGACUAUCUGUGCACUAAAAUUCCCUCAGUAGCUAUUGUCAAUGUAUGUGAAAUAUAGUCCAUAGCAAGAAGUAAAUCAGCACUCUUUGAUGCAACCACUAUUGCACAUGAGAUGGGCCAUUCUCUUGGCUUCUCUCAUGAUAAUCAGAAGCCAAAUACAGCUAGAGGUUGUGUUUGCAAAUGCCCCAAAAGAGGAAAAUGUGUCAUGUGGUCAUUUAGCCCGCGGUACAUAUGCACAGAGUUCAGUAACUGCUCCAGAGCAGUCUAUUUCAACAUGAUAAGAAAACCAGGAAAAACUUGCCUUCUUAACAUACCAGAAAAGAAAAUAUUUGGAACACAGGUGUGCGGUAAUGGUGUAAUAGAAGAUGAGGAGGAAUGUGACUGUGGUAUGGAUGAGGUGUGCCUACGGAGUGGUUGUUGCCUAUCCAAUUGUACAAUAAAACAAGGUGCUGCUUGUGUUUCUGGACUUUGCUGCAAAAACUGUCAGUUGCAUAGACAAGGGAAAAUAUGCAGAGAAAGUAUUGGUGAGUGUGACCUUCCUGAGUACUGCAAUGGGACUUCAAGCUGGUGCCCAGAGGAUGUAUUUAAGCAGGAUGGAACUCCAUGCGGUGACAAAGACUGUUGUUUCCAAGGGAGAUGCCGUAACCACGAGAGACAGUGCAAAGCUGUAUUUGGCAAAGCAGCACAUCUGGCCCCACUGAGUUGUUUCAAAGCAGUGAAUACUGAAGGUGACCGGUGUGGCAACUGCGGUGGGGAUGGACUUACUUACAAUAAAUGUGAAGAGAAAGAUGUCUUGUGUGGAAGACUGCAGUGUGUUAAUGUUAAAAAAAUACCUCAAAUGAAAAGUCUUGGGUCCAUAGUUCAAACUCCAGUUGAUGAUAUCUUGUGUUGGGGUACAGAAUUUCAUGCUGGGAGGGACAUGGUGGAUGUUGGCUCAGUGAGAGAUGGCACAGCAUGUGGUGAUAACAAGAUAUGUAUAAACAGGACAUGUGUCAAUAUAAAAAUUCUGGAUUACGACUGUAAUUACACAAAAUGCAGUAACAGAGGGCUGUGCAACAGUAAGAAAAACUGCCAUUGUGAUUUUGGUUGGGCCCCUCCAGAUUGUAAAUUAAAAGGCUUUGGAGGAAGUGUUGACAGUGGGCCCCCUCCGACUGCCAGUAUGUCCAGUAGUGACAUUGUCAUUAUGGGAAUAGCAAUAGGAAGCAUCCUUCUUCUUCUUCUGGUUCUCAGCUUUGCUGUGCAUAAAAGAGCUCAAAUUGCUCGGGUCUUUAGCAGGUCCUCCAGAAAAAGACAGGCAACACAAGGUGAUUCUGGUGCUGCAGACACAACACCCGAGGACACCAUCCAGGAGAUCUUGCUGGACGCCGCCAAGAUUGAUGCCUCCCUGCUGAGAGCCAGCAACGAGCUGGUCUACAUCGCCCACAGGCACGGCGGCGCCAACGUCCCCUGCAUGGGUGACCUGUGCGACGUUGCAGUGAUCACCCACGCCUUCUGCCUGCUGACGUGUCCCGACGCCACGGUAAGGAACAUCGCGGUGAACGUCCUGCGUGAUGUGACAGAGAAGCGGAUCAGCAGACGACAACACCAUCGUCACCCCGAGCGCCGGGGCGUGCUGGAGAGGACUCUGAAGGUCGCCAUCCACUCGCUGUACAUGGAAAGCCUGAAGCGUAAACUGGACCAGG
This is a messenger RNA of Terrapene triunguis (Three-toed box turtle), 2590 nucleotides long. RefSeq names its product disintegrin and metalloproteinase domain-containing protein 20-like. The record is from RefSeq and is a predicted model, not a curated record. The transcript is spliced from 22 exons. The annotation marks the transcript as partial. Gene Ontology annotation, molecular function: metalloendopeptidase activity. Gene Ontology annotation, biological process: male gonad development; proteolysis. Lineage: Eukaryota; Metazoa; Chordata; Testudines; Emydidae. Gene Ontology annotation, cellular component: sperm head plasma membrane; plasma membrane; external side of plasma membrane.